This is a messenger RNA of Periophthalmus magnuspinnatus, 1593 nucleotides long. It is a transcript of the gene ctdspl3, whose product is annotated as CTD (carboxy-terminal domain, RNA polymerase II, polypeptide A) small phosphatase like 3. The transcript has 11 exons. The coding region runs from base 149 to 1288 and encodes 379 amino acids. NCBI's taxonomy places the organism in Eukaryota, Metazoa, Chordata, Actinopteri, Gobiiformes, Gobiidae. The record is from RefSeq and is a predicted model, not a curated record. Gene Ontology annotation, molecular function: phosphoprotein phosphatase activity.
GGCCACUGCAAGCGAGCUCAAUCGGGGCGGAGCUACCCACCACUAGCUUUCCGUUCCACUGUUUUUCUUCGCUCUCACAGGGGAAACAUACAUAUUCUGAGUUUGGCUUCAAUGGUCGAGAGUUUUAGGAUAUUUUUGACGAAGCAAAAUGAGGCUGAGGUCGAAAAGAAACGUUGAAUCUUUAGCGGAGACGCCGAGGACCAACCGCCGACUGCGUAACAAAGCGACGCCGAGGCGGACCCGAGUCUCCGCCGCUGCUGAAAGCCCCACACACGGCCAGGUGGACAGUCCAGCAGACUGCUCGGGGGACUCUGCAGACGAGGUGCCCACUCUGAGGAGGAGAGGCCUCCCCCGAGCACGCCAGCGGAAGAGGCUCAUCCCAGUGGAAGACCGUGACAGAGACCUGACGUUUAAGACGCCCAUCCGAUCCAUAAUUCGUCAGGAGCGUGUGCUGUCUGAGAUCGAUGCUGUGACCCCCCGAAAUACCACGGCCCGCAAUAUCUAUUCCCCCAUCGUACGUUUCCUCACCCCCAGCAAAGAAAAUGUGAAAUGUCCCGGGGCAGCCCAUAACAUCCUGAUGAGCCCAGAGCAGGGCGUGUUCGGCUACGGCUCUAUGGAGCUGCUGGUUGGAGACGACGACGACGACGUCUUCAGCCCCUUCACUUUCGUCAAAAACAUCCCGUCUCCAUCACAACACUCCCAGCCUCAGCUCCGGGACAUUCCCCCCAAAACCAGGAGCACCCCAGAAGCUACGCUGGUGCUCGAUCUGGAGGAGACACUGAUGUACAGCUCUCUGACAGAGAUUGAGGACGCAGAGUACUCCUUCACCACUGUGUUCCAAGACCAUCAGUAUAAGGUGUACAUGGUGCUCCGUCCAUUUGUCAGAGAGUUUCUGCAAGCCGUGUCCAAAAGCUACGAGCUGUUUAUUUAUACGUGCGCCAAAAGAGAAUAUGCUGAGAAUAUCCUGGACAUCCUUGACCCACACAAGAAGCUCUUCAGGCACCGUCUGUACCAGGACGACUGCUCCUGUGUGCUGGGACACUACAUAAAGGACCUGAGCAUCCUGGGACGAGAUCUGUCUAAGACCGUGGUGCUAGACAAUGCCCCCCACACUUACCCCCACCACCUGAUGAACACCAUUCCCAUUAAGAGCUGGAGCGGACAGACAGAGGAUCGCGAGCUGCAGAGGCUUAUCCCCUACAUGGACAAACUGUGCUCUGCGGAGGACUUUCGGGAGGUGCUGAAGAAGAGGAAGGACCACUUCCACAGACUGCUGUCUGAGGACUAGCCCUGCCCCCCCAUGCCCCGCCCUUCUGCCCUCAGCCCUCUCCCCUGUCCCUGCUCUGUGUACAUUCCCUGAGAAAGCUGAAGUCUGCUCUCCUUCUGAAGAGCACGGUGCAUUUCAAACAGCUCAUCCAUCACUCCCCAUACAGACUCAUGCUUUAACCAAUAAACCUUACCUUCACCCGUAUGGAUGUGCAAAUAUUGUUUAUAUUAUAAUUUAUUGAUUAUACUAAUCAGCAUUUGUUAUCUCUGUAUAUAUUUUACAUAUUUGCUUUUUUAUGCAAUAAAUGUGGCCCAGAUCUUGUGGGC